AUAUAAUUGGGGAAUAAUAUAAUUAUCACGGUUUAACCUUCGAUCGGCCGUGUCAGACGCGUUUCGCGUAAUGUAAACGGGGGAUGGUAUCGCUAUUAGAUAAUGAAAUCGCGGGGGACAUCGGGGGUCAGAAAAGUUUGACCCUACCAGGUCACCGAUUAUAAGCACUUUUAGAUAUGUCUUAGGUAUAAAAGUGGUGCAUAAUCCCAUCGUGAGCAUACGCAAUCUUGUAUCAGACACAAUGCGGUAUACAUUCCUUUUAUUGGCGCUCGUGGCCCUCGGGGCGGCUACAAUUCCGCAGCAAAAGCAACGUGCUGCAAAUAAAGAACUCUUGCAGAAGCAGCAAAAUUGCAUCGAUCUUCUUGAACAGAUCACUCAGGAUGAUAUACCAAAUCCGCAGCUAAAUCAACUCGGCCAUAACUAUGACAUUAUCGCAAACUCCAACAUGUAUCAAAAUCCGAUAAUAGCCAAGUAUUACGGCAAUGUCGUUAAAGCUGGUUUGGUUCAGCCUAAGGGCACUGCCUUCUCCAACUCUGUCGCUCAAUUGCGCAAGGAAGCAUCUCUUCUUCUGAAGAUCUUUUUGGAUGCCGUCGAUUAUAAAACUUUCUUGUCUACUGCAGCUUAUGCUCGCGUUAAUGUCAACGAAGGACAAUUCCUCCAGGCCUUCAUCGCUGCUGUCUUACAACGUCAAGACACUCAGGGGGUAAUUUUACCUCCAUUAUACGAAAUCCUUCCCCAAUAUUACUUUGACUCUAGAAUCAUCCAGGAAGCACAAAAAAUCAAUUCGCAAAUUAUUCAUUCUCCAAGCGUUCAAAAUGUUGUUAUUCCUGUCAACCAAACCGCAUACUUGCCUCACGGAGAAGAUCAGCUUUCUUAUUUCACGCAUGAUGUUGGACUUGCAAAUUACUAUACCUAUGUUCAUUUGGCUAGUAAUAUUCUGCAACAGAAACAACAACAGCAACAGCAGCAGCAGCAGCAGCGGCAGCAGCAGCAACAGCAACAGCAGCAGCAGCAGCAUCAGCAGCAACAUUACUAUCAAUUAGGAGGUUCCGGAAUUCAGUGGUCGGAACAAGACAGUCCUAUCGGUGCAGGAGCUCAAUCCGCCUAUCUUCACCAACAACUUUUGGCCCAUUACCAAUUGAACCGCCUUGCCAACGGACUUGAUCCAAUUAAUCAACUCGACUACGUUACCGUACAGGCUCCGUUCGAGCCUCGUCUUCAACAUCCCAAUGGUCUCUCAUUCCCCGGCCGUCCAGAAUACUUGAAUCUUGAACAACAAGGCUCGCAACAGCAAGAAUUGAGCCAAACUGUGAAGGAUUUGGAAAAGAGAUUGAUUGAAGCCAUCGACUCUGGAUAUGUUCAAACUGCACAAGGUGGCUUAUUAUCCCUUUACCAACCGCAAGGCUUAAACAUACUUGCCGAAUUGAUUCAAGGAAAUGGGAAAAGCGUAAAUCCAAGAUACUAUGGCAGUCUUCAAGCAGCAGCUAAUCAUCUCCUUGGCAACGCUCCCCAUGUUAAAAACAUUUACGACUACACGCCGUCCGUUUUGGAACUUCCCGAGACAUCCGUUCGCGAUCCAGUCUUCUACCAACUUUACCAAAAAGUAAUCAAUCUCUAUAAGCGCUAUCAAAAUUCCUUGUCACCAUAUCAAUACAACGAUCUCGUUCUUCCUGGCGUUACAAUUCAAUCCGUUGUUGUCUCUCCAUUGACGACUUUCUUCGAUGAGUAUUAUGUGAGCCUUAAUCAGGCAACCGUUCAAGAACAAGGACAAGGAAUUCUAGGUGGACAGGUUGGUCAACAAGGUGUGCAGCAAGUACAACAGCAAGGACAACAGCAAGGACAACUGCAAGGACAACUGCAAGGACAACUGCAAGGACAACUGCAAGGACAACAGCAAGGACAACAUCCAGGACAGCAGCAAGGACAGCAGCAAGGACAGCAGCAAGGUCAACAGCAAGGACAACAGCAAGGACAACAGCAAGGACAACAGCAAGGACAACAGCAAGGACAACAGCAAGGACAACAGCAAGGACAACAGCAAGGACCAACUAUUCAGGCCAAAUUAAUGAGAUUAGAUCACCACCCGUACAAUUAUCAGAUCAUCGUUCAAUCUCAGAGUCACAUCUCCGGUGCCGUUGUUCGCGUUUAUCUUGGACCAAAAUACGAUAACCAAGGACAACCAAUUAGUAUUUCUGAACACAGACAAUUAUUCGUAGAAUUCGACCAAUUCGUUCAAGACCUGCAACAAGGGCAAAAUAUUAUAUCUAGGAACUCUCAACAGGCGUCAGGACAAAGCCACGACUAUCCAUCGACGCAAGCUAUUCAAGAAGGUGUAAAUGCUGCCAUUAAUUCCCAGCAGCCAUUAUACAUUACAAAACCACAGCACGUCUAUGGUUUCCCUGCCAGGCUAUCUCUUCCCAAGGGUACUUCCAACGGUUUGUCGCUUCAGCUUCUCGUAGUGAUCUCCGCGUCGACAACACAAGAGAAUCCGAAUUACGGACCAGUUAUCCCAGAACAAUACCAGAAUUAUCAGGAACAUUAUCAAAUAGUAGAAGCUAAAGAAUACCAGCAGCAACAGGGACAACAACAGAUACACGGCGUGAAAAAAACCAUGGAAGUUUUGCCUGAGCAAAAUGAUUUAGAACAAUUUAUCGAAGCCGUCGGCACAGAACAAGGUAGUUUCUACGCGAAACAAGGACAAACUCCAUACACCCAAGUAAAAGCUAAUCAGUAUGGGCACAUUCAACAGUAUCACCAAUAUGGACAACAACAGACACCUAACGGCGGACAGCAACAAUCGACCGUUCUGGGCGGUGUUUUGAGCGGCGUUCUGGGCGGAGUUCAAUCUGGCGUUCAAGGUAUGUAUGAUAGCGUACAAGAAGGCAUUCAAAUAAUGAAUAACGAUGUCAAAGGUAUCGUACCUAUACACGGCGUGCAAGGUGGCGUGCAACUUGGCGUACAAGAAGGCGUACAAGCGGGAGUACAAAGACAGCCGCAAGGAGGCUUACAAGUACAAGGAGGACAACAAGGAGGAGUACAAGUAGGUCUGCAAGGUGACGUACAAGGAGGUGCACAAGGAAGUGUACAAGGAGGUGUACAAGGAGGUGUACAAGGUGGUGUACAAAGUGGUGUACAAGGUGGUGUACAAGGUGGUGUGUACGGUACGAGCCACUGGCAAGGACAACACGGUGUUUGGCAAGGACAACAAGAGCCGGCGCAACAUUAUAGCAGCGGACAGACGCACGCCGGUGGAUACCAAGGAAUUUAUCAAACCAGCAGCCAAACUGUUCAGGAUCAACAAGUCGAUAACCAUUAUCAGAACAAAAUGAUUUCCGAAAUCAUAGGUGGUGCCAUUUCCCUCGAUGGCAAGCCUUAUGGUUAUCCAUUGGACAGACCUCUUACUCCCGGUGCUCUUGCCGUUUCCAACAUUUAUGUCUGCAAUGUUGACGUCAAACACGAGGGUCAACUGACCAACACGAUCAACCAGUAAUAUCAUCACCGAAAUACUUGUGACUAGUGUAUUAUAUCGUAGCAAUAUGAAUUUGAUCAAUGUCAUACUUAAAAAUAACACGCAUUACCGGAGUGUUUGCGUGUGUAUUUGUUUGCCUCUGCGUGCGCGUACCGCUUGAUACGAAAAAGAUAAAAAGGGAAUGAUUAAUAUGGAGAAAGCACAAUAAAUAAAUUGCC
This is a messenger RNA of Vespa velutina, 3687 nucleotides long. It is a transcript of the gene Hex110, whose product is annotated as arylphorin subunit alpha-like. Bases 242 to 3490 code for a protein of 1082 amino acids. Lineage: Eukaryota; Metazoa; Arthropoda; Insecta; Hymenoptera; Vespidae. The record is from RefSeq and is a predicted model, not a curated record. The transcript is spliced from 8 exons.